CCCGCGUUCCGACUCGAGCGGAAAUAGAAAGCCUGAUUUUCCUCUAUUUAAGCGCGCCAACAAAGACCUCCACACGGGUCUUGAAACUGUAGCUCAAGUGCGACACUGCCCUGCUUCCAAUCCUUGAGACGAUGCCAGAGGAAACAUCCGUAGCGUCAAGCUCUGAGAGCGUGGACGAGAAGCCAUGCUCGUCGGCAGCAGCUGCGAUGGACAGCAGUUCUGUAGACGUCAUGGAGGAGGCAAAUAAAAUGAUCGGCACAGGAAACAGACAUCUAGUGAUGGGUGACGUCGUCUCGGCGGUCAGUGUCUUUCAGGACGCAUGUGGCAUGUUAGCUGCCAGGUAUGGGGACACUGCAGAUGAGUGUGGUGAGGCCUUUUUCCUGUGUGGGAAGUCCCUGCUGGAGCUUGCCAGGAUGGAGAACACAGUCCUUGGAAAUGCCCUGGAGGGAGUCCCAGAAGAAUCUGAAGAUGAGGAGGAGCAACCUAGUAACUCAAAUAUCGAGAGUGCCAAGAACCUUGAUGAUGAUGACGACGACGAUGAUGAUGACGAGGCUGCAGAGAAAAAUGGUGAAAAGGAAGAGGAUGAGGUUGGAAAUCUACAAUUGGCUUGGGAAAUGCUGGAGGUGGCAAAGGUCAUCUACAAGAGAAAGGAAAGCAAAGAAGACCAGCUCAUGGCAGCCCAGGCUUUCUUAAAACUUGGCGAAGUCAGUGCCGAGUCGGGCAACUAUCCCCAGGCACUAGAUGAUUUCCAGGAGUGUUUAGCGCUGCAGCUCAAGCACCUUCCUCCUCACAGCCGCCUGCUGGCCGAGACCCAUUACCAUGUUGCCACAACACUUUGUUACAUGGAUCAGUACAGCCAGGCCAUCCAGCACUACAACAGCUCCAUAAAAGUAAUAGAGACCCGCCUGGGCAUGUUGCAGGAGGUCAUAGAUGCUGCAGAGGGCACAGAAAGUGCUGCAGACGAGAAGACUGAGAUGGAAGAACUGAAACAGCUUCUGCCUGACAUCAAGGAAAAAGUAGAAGAUGCCAAAGAGAGCCAGACGACGGCCAGUGCUGCCUCCCAGGCCAUCCAACAGACUCUUGGUGGCGCAUCAUCAUCAUCAGCAGCAGCAUGCUUUAGUGAAAACGGUGGCCCAUCAGCCUUUGCUGCCCCUUCCCAGAUCCAAGUAAAAUCAACUGAAUCAUCUUCCAAAGUGGCCUCGGACAUCUCUCAUCUGGUCAGGAAAAAGAGGAAACCAGAGGAGGAGAGCCCAGUAAAGGAUGCUGAUGCUAAGCAGGCAAAACAGGAAGCCACAGUUAAUGGCAGUGGGGACUCUAGUACCAGCAACGGAGUUGAGAAGGAAAAGUCACAGGAGGCUCCUGUGCAGUCUUCAGCGUGAUGAGCCUCUUCUUGAAAGACGAGCACAGCAUGUCCUCCCAACCACCAGUCAAAGUCUUUGUUGUAAAUAAGAUCCAUUUUCAUAAAUUUGUCUGUCCAGUUUUGUAUACUUGCAGUAAAUGAAUUUGCAGAUGCA
Molecule: messenger RNA, 1514 nt
Organism: Doryrhamphus excisus (bluestripe pipefish)
Lineage: Eukaryota; Metazoa; Chordata; Actinopteri; Syngnathiformes; Syngnathidae
Gene: nasp
Product: nuclear autoantigenic sperm protein (histone-binding)
Biological process (GO): CENP-A containing chromatin assembly; DNA replication-dependent chromatin assembly
Cellular component (GO): nucleoplasm
Molecular function (GO): histone binding
Source: RefSeq, a predicted model, not a curated record